This is a messenger RNA of Chilo suppressalis (striped riceborer), 2268 nucleotides long. NCBI's taxonomy places the organism in Eukaryota, Metazoa, Arthropoda, Insecta, Lepidoptera, Crambidae. The record is from the annotation of a GenBank genome assembly.
AAAUACUGUUCAGUUCAGUAACCUGCACAAUACUAGCAAACUUCAAAUUGUCGGUGUAUCAGGUGCUCCUACAAGGCUUUUUAAAGGAACCGGUUUUUUAGAACAAAACAAUGUUUGGCAGUGAAUAACUGAUCAGGUGAUAGUAAUUUGAGAUAAUAUUAUUUAUUUAAAAUUAACCUUAUCUGAGAUGAAAACCCUGAUGGUUAUUAACAAGUAUCAGAUGUGUUAACAUUAGCAGCUUCUGUUUGUUUAAAAACAGACGUAUACGCUAUAACUAUAACUUUGAGUGUUCGACGAGAAAUUGAGUUUCACUUAUUACAUUUCAUUUGUAAUUAACAUGGCACAAGAUAAAGUUGAAUAUUCUAGUGUUGGUGAAACUGACAAAUUUGAAGAUCUAAAAUGUGCACAAAAUAUUCCAAAGGGAUUUGGUGUGCGUCACUUGCAAGUUUUACUACUUUUCAUAAGUUUAAGUGUUGGGUAUGCAGUGAGAGCACAACUAAGUGUUUCUAUGGUAGCUAUGACUACUCAAAACCUUGAAAGCAUUGAAUUUAGUCAUAUAAAUAUAAGGAAUAAUAGAAGUUUGGUUGUCUAUAAAAACGAAGAGAAUUCAACAGAUUCGAACAGUAGUGACAAAACUACUAAUUUAAGAAGAAAUAGAAAGACAGGAACUAGAUCUUGGACAGUAUAUAGAACAUACAGUUGGGACAAACCAACACAGGAAAUGAUCUUGUUCUCUUUCUUCGUGGGGUAUACAUCAAUGAUGUUGCCAAUGGGUAUUAUAUCUCAAAGAUAUGGAGGGAAGAUACCGAUACUGAUUGCUUUGGCUGUUAAUGGCGUACUUUCUAUAUUGUCACCAUGGGUGCCACUAUUUGCAGGAUGGAUGGGAAUGUGUGUAUGCCGACUGCUGCAAGGAAUGACACAAGCGGCAUAUUAUCCAAGUAUUCACACGAUUCUGGGCAAAUGGGCUCCGCUCAGCGAGAGGGGUAGACUUACCACCUAUGUUUAUACUGGAUCCCAAUUUGGUACGGUGGCGAUCUUUCAAGUAUCCGGUCUGUUUGCUGGCACUCCUAGUCUGGGGUGGCCGGCGACAUUCUGGCUGUGCGGUAUACUCAGUCUUCUAUGUUUUGCUCUGUACUACUGGCUGGGAUCAGCGGCACCACAUAGUUAUAGAGGCAUCACUAAGGAGGAGUUGCACCAUAUUAUGGGUGAUGGAAGCGCAGACGUGAAGAAACGCAAGACUCCUUGGAAGCACAUACUGACGAGUACAGCAGUAUGUGGCCUAGUAGUGUCACACGCCGGCAGUGUCGUGGGCCACCUGCUGAUGCUCAUACAAACUCCCACUUACAUGAGCAAAGUUCUGAAGGUGGACAUUAGACAGAAUGGUGUUUACUCAUCACUGCCGUACAUCGCCAUGUACAUCUUGGCCAUAACAUUCGGUCACAUCUCGGAUAAGCUUCACGCAAAGAAACUCAUGUCCAUAGUCAAUAUUAGGAGAACAGCGAAUACUAUCGGAAUGAUGGUUUCUGGAAUAUUCAUGAUAGCUUUUGCUUUCGUCACCAACACUACGCUGGCUGUGAUCCUGUUGAUUCUGUGCAUCGGUUUGCAUUCUGGAGUGCACGUUGGAUUCCAUAUAAACCAGUUGGACUUGGCUCCGAAUUUCGCUGGCCCCAUCAUGGCGCUCGGCAACAUGGUGGCGAAUCUGGUCUCCCUGCUAGUGCCUGUCCUCGUUUCCAACAUCGUUGGGAAUGACGUGACGAACCAGCAUCGUUGGCAAAUAUUAUUCAUAGUGGUGGCAUCGUUCCAAAUAUUAACAAACACCAUAUUUGUGAUAUUCGUCAAGGGGAAAGUACAGCAAUGGAACUUUUAUGGUGCCGAUGAAACCGAGAAAGAGGAGGAUCUGUGCGUUUUGAAAGAAAACAACAGACUAUUUGAUCAAGAACCCCAGCCAAUCGAUAAGAAGCAGCAGACGUGAAGGAAUUUGAUUGUAAACCAAUCCUUAAAAUAAUAGUGCUUCGAUGGUGAAGAAGAAACAAACAAAAAACAAACCAUGCGUUUGUUGAUUGUUUAUUUAGGAAUUUAUUUACAAUAAGUGUUAUAAAUAAUAUAUUUUAUAUGUAAGUACUGUCCAAUGUGGUACCUUAUAUAAAACGUUUACUCCAUUGUUCCAUAGAUGGAGCUGUAUUAAUUUGUACUCACGGUAUGGUUUAGUACGAUUGAAAUAUAUAAGGUUUAAAUAAGUUCGAAAUAAAUUGUCUAUACGUUCCGGAA